Messenger RNA from Nasonia vitripennis (jewel wasp), 867 nucleotides. RefSeq names its product vesicle transport protein SFT2C. The transcript is spliced from 3 exons. The coding region runs from base 121 to 735 and encodes 204 amino acids. Lineage: Eukaryota; Metazoa; Arthropoda; Insecta; Hymenoptera; Pteromalidae. Gene Ontology annotation, cellular component: membrane. Gene Ontology annotation, biological process: vesicle-mediated transport. The record is from RefSeq and is a predicted model, not a curated record.
CAGCUGUACUCAUUAGCAUAAUAUCGGAGACUCGGAGUCAAGGUAACCAGACGACGCGACGCCUACUUUACCGAUCGGAUUUGUAAACACAUCAUUUGACAAGUGGGUUUACGUGUCAAAAUGGCCGAUCUCAACAAGGAGCUAAGCGAAUACCUCCUGAGUAGUAAAAAUGAAAAACAAUAUAAAAUACAACUGCCAUCGGUGACGAUACCAAAACCAGACCUGGGAAAAUGGCUCGGCCGAAAUUCCGAAGAAGACAGACAGGAGUCGGGAUGGCUCAAGGAGACACAAAAAGACUGUUGCCCUAGCAUGACCAGAAUGCAGAGACUGACUGCCUUCGGAAUGUGUUUUGUCAUGGGAAUCCUAUGUUUUUGCCUGUCUGCUAUUUAUAUUCCUGUAUUAUUGUUGAAGGCGAGAAAAUUCGCUCUUCUCUACUCACUGGGAAGCAUGUUUUUCUUGAUGAGCUUUAGUUUUUUGUGGGGUCCUAUGAGCUACAUAAAGUCCCUCUUCUCAGCCGAGAGAAGAUGCUUUUCUAUUAUUUAUAUCGUCACAUUAACCGGUACACUGUACUUUGCUCUUCAUCUACAAUCUACGUCGCUGACUGUCUUGUGUGCGGUAUGUCAAUUGAUCGCAAUGUUGACAUUUUUGAUAAGUCAUAUACCUGGUGGCACAACAGGACUGAUGUUUUUUACGAGAAUGUUCAGGUCAUCAGUCAGUUCAACCCUACCUGUUUGAUACCAUCCUAGCACUCUAAGGCAUUCGAUAUUUAUAAAAUUAAAAAUAUAUAACUGUAAGAUAUUACUGUAAAUAGUGUAAAAUUUUUGUAUAAAAAAUACAACAGUCCUUUAUUUAUAAAAAAGAACUAUA